Ustilago hordei is the source of this 1047-nucleotide messenger RNA. RefSeq lists its product as uncharacterized. Lineage: Eukaryota; Fungi; Basidiomycota; Ustilaginomycetes; Ustilaginales; Ustilaginaceae. Gene Ontology annotation, biological process: DNA integration. Bases 1 to 1047 code for a protein of 348 amino acids. Gene Ontology annotation, molecular function: nucleic acid binding. The record is from RefSeq and is a predicted model, not a curated record. The transcript has a single exon.
AUGGACUUUAUCAAAGGAUUGCCCAAGUUGGCCAGCUAUGAUUUGAUCUUCAUGAUCGUUGACCAGCUAACUAAGUAUGCCAUUUUAGCACUGAUGCACAAGAUGAUCAUGUCGAAGCAAACUGCAGAGCUGCUCAAGGACCAGGUCAUGAGUCACUUUGGAGUACCGGACCAUAUAGUCUCAGAUUGCAGCCACCAGUUUGUCUCAGCAGCAUGGAGAGAGUUCAUGGAGAAGCUGGUCAUUCACCACUCGCUCAGCACAGCCUACCACCUGCAGACAGACAGACAGAUGGAGCAAGUCAACCAAGUGGUAGAACAGUACCUCCGCAUGUACUGUAACUACAAGCAAGAUGACUGGGUUACUUGGCUGCCGAUGGCUGCAUUCAUGUACAAUAACACAGUUCACAGCAGCAUAGGAGUCUCUCCCUUCUUCGCAUGCUACAGGUGGAACCUGAAGUUGCACCCAGAGCUUCUGAAACAAGUCGGAAUACUCGACCUGAAGAAGAGUGAGUUUGCCACCCGCAGAGAAGAGUUCACGGCAUACCUGCAGGACCAGAUCCAGCAGGCUCAGGGCCGUGCAGUGGCACAAUAUAAUCAGAAGAGGAAGGACAUGGAGUUCAGGGUUGGUGACAUGGUCUAUGUCAACCAGAAGAACUGGAAAACGACAAGACCUAGCCCCAAACUCGACACCUGUCUGGUGGGUCUGUUCCCAGUGCUUGAACACAUCGGCAGGUGGGCAUAUCGACUGCAACUGCCCACAAGUCUGCACAUACAUGAUGUCUUCCAUGUCUCAAUGCUCGAACCAAAGAUGACCAGCUCUCUACCACAGCAUUCAGAGAUUGAGGUCACACCACCACUGCCAGACGAAGAGUUAGAGUUCGAAGUGGAGGCAAUUGUUGUGAAGCGUGGGCAUGGUCGGCAGCUGGAGUACAAGGUGUUAUGGCAGGGCUACCCGGAAGAGGCAGCCUCAUGGGAACCAGUGGCCUGUCUCAAUUGUCCUGACCUCAUCCGGGAGUAUGAGGAUUCAGAGGGGGGAAGGAGACAGUAG